GGUCUUAUUGCAAUAAUCAAGAUUAAUGUCUCAAAAUACCGAAAGCGUCAUGAAUCUAUGAAACGGCUAGCAGAAAAGUAUCAGUUGGCCGAAAAUAUCCGAAGCGCCAAAUAUUUGAUAUGCAUUGCGAUCAACGACUUUGUCUGUAGGAUUAUUUAUGUUGCAUUGGUAAUGUAUCCAAUUGUUUUCAAAGGUAUCCCAAUGAAUUCUGACAAAUUCCUCUCACCUCAAAUCUUCGACAUAUUGUUCGCUUAUCAACGUAUUUUUGCUGGCUUUGCACUGGCAUUGCAAUGUGAGAAGUUCCGUCAAUUGAUCUUACAAAGGAAGAGAGCUAUGCAGAUAGUUGAUGGUCGAAAUGAUGCUGCUGAUAUUUACUUUGGUAAACUCAAAGCAAUGUGGACGUAG
Molecule: messenger RNA, 405 nt
Organism: Haemonchus placei
Lineage: Eukaryota; Metazoa; Nematoda; Chromadorea; Rhabditida; Trichostrongylidae
Source: the annotation of a GenBank genome assembly